CCACUGGUGAAGACGGAAGUCCGAAGUCGGUCUUGUUCUUCCUAAAUCCGCAAAUCGCAGAACGGAAUAACCAGAGCGAGAGCCGCGCAGGGCCAGAGACCCGCCGCCACUCGUCGUCGCCCAUCGCCCUCUGUCCGCGGUCCGUCUGUCCGCCGCCUUCGUGAGCCCGGCUGACCGCGCCGUGCCGUGCUGCCCGCCGCUCCACUGCCCUGCUCCGCUGCCAGUCUCCCAGUCCGGCAGUUGGCAAUCUCAUUAUCUCAAUCUCGCUGACUCUUUCUCUUGACAGUCAGCCUCAGCCACAAGCCUGGCACGAUCCAACAAACGGAUACAGGCAGGUCUUGUUCCUACCUGCAUAUUGUUUCCCAUGUCGCCUUCAGAGAAUCCGUUGCAGCUUAUCUCCCAAUCAUUCGAGAAGGUAUCAAAUAGCAUCCAAACCCAUCUCUCCCACUUCCUACGAUUUCCAAACACUACAAACCCACCCUUUGGUAUUUCCACUACUUCAAUAUCAAACGACUUGGCUCCAAGACGUGCCACCUCAGAUCUUCUCCAACCCACUCCAAUUCCAAAGAACAAAACGUUUGAUGGCCCAGUGAUUAAAGAAGAACUUGGAAGGGCCACUUGGACCUUUCUUCACACUCUUGCAUCUCAGUACCCAGAGAAGCCAACCAGGCAACAGAAGAAAGAUGUGAAAGAAUUGAUGGCAAUUUUAUCUCGCAUGUACCCUUGUCAGGAGUGUGCCGAUCAUUUUAAAGAAGUUUUGCGAUCAAAUCCCGUCCAAGCUGGAUCCCAAGCUCAGUUUUCACAAUGGCUUUGCCGCGUUCACAAUAUUGUUAAUAGAAGUUUGGCUAAACCUAUUUUCCCCUGUGAACGGGUUGAUGCACGAUGGGGUAAGCUUGAUUGUGAGCAGCGAACCUGUGAUUUGCAAGGAAGCGACAAGUUUUUCUAACGAAGCAUAUGCUAUGAAUUAGUUGCACCGGGAAAUCUUUAGCCGUGCUUGAAUCUGCUAUGUUCUUUGAGAGCCAAAGAUGUAAAGUCUAUACAGGCAGGCAAUGUGAGAACAUACAUGGUAAACCAUUAAGGGUGGUCGAAUCGGUUGAAUUAGUGAUUGAGAGAUCACGAAUUCAUUCCCCUACCAAUACCUUCUCGGUCGAGCCAUCAUAUAGGGCCUGACUAGUACGGAGUAUGUUUUAAUUUGUUAGCACUUCUAUGGGCCCUCAUCGCCAAAAGAAAAGCAUACAGGUAGAGUUGUGUCCGGUUACCAAAUCAAUAGAACUUGUGAUGAACCUUAUGUAAUGUACGAGUAUUCCCUAAUUUAAAAGGCCCAAUUGUCAAAGUUAAAAAGAUAUUAUGUUACAAAAUAUCAAAGAUAUUGUAAUUUUGAUAAAUAAGAAAUCUUUUCAUGAACCAACAAA
Messenger RNA from Cuscuta epithymum, 1412 nucleotides. NCBI's taxonomy places the organism in Eukaryota, Viridiplantae, Streptophyta, Magnoliopsida, Solanales, Convolvulaceae. The record is from the annotation of a GenBank genome assembly.